Messenger RNA from Xiphophorus hellerii (green swordtail), 3807 nucleotides. It is a transcript of the gene slco1c1, whose product is annotated as solute carrier organic anion transporter family, member 1C1. Gene Ontology annotation, molecular function: protein binding. Gene Ontology annotation, cellular component: basolateral plasma membrane. Lineage: Eukaryota; Metazoa; Chordata; Actinopteri; Cyprinodontiformes; Poeciliidae. The transcript is spliced from 15 exons. The record is from RefSeq and is a predicted model, not a curated record. Gene Ontology annotation, biological process: sodium-independent organic anion transport; transmembrane transport. Bases 490 to 2595 code for a protein of 701 amino acids.
AGAGAGGGAGAGAGGCGCUCUGAUGAAGACUCCCGCCUCUCUGUCAAGGAAAGCUUGUUGUACCGAAGGCUGCUGGCUGCCAGCCUGCCCGUCUGCAAAAUCAAUGUGACUGCAGGGAGGCGGCGGGAUCUCACCUGGAAGCGCGCAUCUUAUUUCUCCUGCCUGCAUGUUCUGCGGAUGUGUGUCAGAAGGCUGGGGUUCCAUUUCUUAUUUUUCGGAUUAGACGGCUCGGCCAAAUACGAAAUGUGCGAACACACAUUUCGAUCCUAAUCGGCGCUUGUUGCAGCUGUCCUUCCACAUGAGAAGUUUGACUGUAGCGGACUGAGCUGCUGAGGACGAGGAGGACUCUUUGACUGUUCGCUGCUUGGAAAAUUCGUGCCGCUCAAUCAAGCCGAAAAUAAGGACACUGAAGGGUUGCAUGCCUCAAUACCAAGAAUCUGCACCGAGCGAGAGACCUCUGCUAAGGAGACACAGAGACAUAUCUGGAGAAUGGAGGACAGAAGCGAGGAAGACUGUGUUCAGGAGAACGGACGAAGUGACGAGACGAACAGCAAACCCAGCGGCUCUCCAUGCACCAGUCUGAAGAUGUUUCUGGUAGCAUUGUCAUUCGCCUAUUUUGCCAAGGCGCUGUCGGGGAGCUACAUGAAGAGCACAAUAACCCAGCUGGAAAGACGCUUUGACAUCCCCAGCUACCUAAUAGGAGUCAUUGAUGGGAGCUUUGAGAUAGGUAAUCUGCUGGUGAUAGCUUUCGUCAGUUACUUUGGGGCGAAGCUUCAUAGACCAAAGAUAAUAUCUUUGGGAUGCUUAUUGAUGUCUUUUGGGACCUUCAUCAUUGCUCUGCCCCACUUCAUCAUUGGACGCUAUGAGUUUGAAACGUCAGUGAGAUGGAUGAUGAACUCGACGCACAACUCGUCUCCCUGUCAGGGAGAUUCAGCGGGAGACCAACCUGGUAUUUCACCUCAAGUGCCAUCCACAGGCUGCGAAGGCGAGUCCAACUUAUCAAUGUGGAUAUACGUGCUCCUGGGGAAUGUCUUGCGGGGGAUUGGGGAGACACCCGUUCAGCCCCUGGGGAUCUCUUACAUAGAUGAUUUUGCUACAGAAGAGAAUGCCGCACUUUACGUUGGCUGUGUCCAGACCAUCUCAGUUGUCGGGCCUGUGUUUGGAUACCUGCUAGGCUCCCUGUGUGCCAAGAUUUACGUGGACAUUGGGUUUGUGAAGAUGGACACCAUCACCAUUACACCAGCAGAUGCCCGAUGGGUGGGUGCCUGGUGGCUGGGCUACCUCAUAGCUGGGGUCAUAACUUUGCUCUCUGCCAUCCCGUUCUGGUUUCUGCCCCGAUCUCUGCCCACAGCUGGUUCUAGGGUCCAAAAGAUGGGCACUCAGGAGGAAGCAAGUUUCAUCAAGGACACUCCCCAUCCUAAGUACAAGUAUCAAGCAGAGGAACACAGCAGUUUUGUAGAAAUGGCUAAAGACUUUCUUCCAACCCUUCGAACUCUUCUUGGACACCCCGUGUAUGUGAUCUACUUGUGUGUGGUCGUCAUCCAGCUGAACUCCCUCAUUGGCAUGGUCACGUACAAGCCCAAGUACAUCGAGCAGCAUUUCAGGCAGUCUGCCUCCAAGGCUAACUUUCUCAUGGGUGUGAUCAAUAUCCCUGCUGUGGCACUGGGGAUGUUUUCUGGUGGUCUGCUGAUGAAGAGGCUGAAACUGAACAUCAUGGGAGCAGCAAAGUUUGCUUUUUGCACCUCCUUGAUUGGAUAUGUCCUGUCAAUGUUCUUUUUCACAAUGAGCUGUGAGAACGCCAAAGUAGCCGGAGUGACAGUAUCAUACAGCAAUGUGGAUAGUGUAUCCUAUGACAAACACUCACUUUUCAUGCCCUGCAACUCGGAUUGCUUUUGUUCAUCGAGUGAGUGGGACCCAGUCUGUGGACAAAAUGGCAUCACAUAUGUCUCUCCUUGUCUGGCUGGCUGCAAUACUUCUACAGGCUCGGGGAAAAACACAGUCUUCUCUAACUGUAGCUGUGUCGGUGUGACUGGUAACUUUACGGCCGGAACAGGUCAGUGCCUCAACAAGGAGGACUGCGACAGGAUGUUUCCGUACUUCCUAGCUCUCUCUGUCAUAACUUCCUUCAUCAUCUCGCUUGGUGGGACUCCAGGAUACAUGUUUCUCAUCAGGUGCAUAAAACCACAAUUGAAAUCUCUGGCACUUGGUUUUCAUGCUUUGGCAACACGUACACUUGCAGGGAUCCCAGCACCCAUCUACUUUGGAGCAAUUAUAGACACCACAUGCCUAAAAUGGGGUCAGAAAAGAUGCGGAGGCAUCGGAGCUUGCAGAAUCUACAAUACCUCCGCCUACAGGAUAGCUUACCUGGGCCUGACUCUGAGCCUACGGACUGUCUCCUUCAUCAUCUGCAUCCCGGGCUUCAUCCUACUCAGCCGGCAGCUGAAGGAGGAGGAGAAAAAAAGCGUCCUACACGGGGCCCUAACGAACGGCGGGACCGAACUGGAGGUGCUCAGAAAAGAGGAGUUUGUGGUUUUGAAUUCUGAUCAAGCCAUGCACACGGCGGACAACAGCACAGACAGGCACACCCAGCUGUGACUGCUGAGAAACAGAAAAGACUCCAAGUGUCUGUCUUAUAAGAAAGUACAUCCAAAGUAUGUACCCAGUGAUGCACACACACGUGAAUACACACAACCACAUAUACCUAUACAUAUAAAUACAUACAUGCGUACAAGAUUUGCAGGGAAUCACAAUUUCUGUUAUCUCAUGUCGACCAUAAAAUCUAUAAUUGUACCGUUGAAUGUGUGGUGUUGAGACUCUGGCAGAAAUUUAACCCGCCUGACAAAUUCAUGGAAUGUACAUUCUGCUGUUCUUCUCAAACAAUCCGGAUACAAGGCUCAGACUAGGAAGCGAUGGCCACCGCUACAACACUCCAGUUUGUUUUAUACACCAGCAUCUAUUAAGCUGCCUCUGUAGAUAGUUAUUUUAAAUGAAAGAGUUCUCCAAGGAGGUAAAGUGGCCUUAGAAAUGAGAGGCACGGCAGGCUUUCAAAGAAGUGUUCUUUUUCUUAUUUAUUGGUUUUGACUGGUUCUUGGGAGGUGUUUUGAGGGUUUGCGGCUGUUGAUGUCAUGUUAAGUACACAAUAUGUGCCUCAUUCACUCAACAGUUACCUCUGUGUGCCAUCUGUCCUCUUGACUCGCAUGUGAACAGUUAUCCAUUGAAAUUUUUAAGCUGCUGGUCUUCAAAAUUGCAUAGAAAAGUGUUUACAUUUUUAAAUGUAGUGCAAAAUAGACUUUGCCUUUAAUGCCCCCCUCCUGCAAAGUUUGAUUUGAUUGUAUUUCUGUGUUGUGUCCUUAUGGAGUUAAAAAAAAAAAAACAACUUUGAAAUUCACAACCUCUACAAAUUAAAAUGUAUGUUUCAACAUGAUCUGCUCAAAAAAGUUUAAGCGAUUAUGAUUUGAAUAUGCACAAUCCCCUCAGUGUGCUCUGCUAUCUAAUUCUGCAAAACAUUUUUUUUUAAGAAAACACACCACACUCAAACUCUUUCUAGUUUUCAGAAAAAAAUGUGUUAAUUAUUGUGUUUUAAUGAUUAGUGUUGCACCAGUUGGUUAUUGCUAUUCUCCGUGUUGAGUGUUUUUGAGGCACGUGGAUAAGUAAAAGUAUGUGAAGUGGAACUACAGGGAGUAUUUCUGUAUGAUUUAUAUCUAUAGUGAUUGUUGAAUAUGCUCUGUUGGUUAGUAGUUUUUUUUGUACUUUUCUGUGAGAUUGAGGUAAUUUGUGCCAAAACACUGAAUCAUUCUGAUCUCUCAG